Messenger RNA from Ochotona curzoniae (black-lipped pika), 1852 nucleotides. RefSeq names its product regulation of nuclear pre-mRNA domain containing 1A (gene RPRD1A). Gene Ontology annotation, cellular component: RNA polymerase II, holoenzyme. NCBI's taxonomy places the organism in Eukaryota, Metazoa, Chordata, Mammalia, Lagomorpha, Ochotonidae. Gene Ontology annotation, biological process: mRNA 3'-end processing. Bases 94 to 1032 code for a protein of 312 amino acids. Gene Ontology annotation, molecular function: RNA polymerase II C-terminal domain binding. The transcript has 8 exons. The record is from RefSeq and is a predicted model, not a curated record.
UGGGGUGAGGGGGCGAGGCCGCGACGAGGGCGGCGAAACUCUCCUCCCCUCCUGCCCCACCGCGCGGGCCGGCGUGAACGUGGUGUCGGAGGGAUGUCCGCCUUCUCUGAGGCGGCGCUGGAGAAGAAGCUGUCGGAGUUGAGCAACUCGCAGCAGAGCGUGCAGACCCUGUCCCUGUGGCUUAUCCACCACCGUAAGCACUCGCGGCCCAUCGUCACCGUGUGGGAGCGGGAGCUACGCAAAGCCAAGCCAAACAGGAAGCUUACUUUUCUCUACCUAGCCAAUGAUGUCAUUCAGAACAGCAAACGGAAGGGGCCGGAGUUUACCAAAGAUUUUGCACCAGUUAUAGUGGAGGCUUUUAAGCAUGUUUCAAGUGAAACUGACGAAAGUUGUAAGAAACACCUUGGAAGAGUGCUGUCUAUAUGGGAGGAGAGGUCUGUUUAUGAAAACGACGUAUUAGAGCAGCUUAAGCAAGCUUUGUAUGGUGAUAAGAAGCCUAGGAAGCGAACUUAUGAACAGAUAAAGGCGGAUGAAAAUGAAAACUGUUCAUCUCUUGGGUCACCGAGUGAACCACCCCAGACUCUAGAUCUCGUUAGAGCAUUGCAAGAUCUAGAAAAUGCCGCUUCGGGUGAUGCAGCGGUUCAUCAGAGGAUAGCUUCUUUGCCCGUGGAAGUGCAAGAAGUAUCCCUGCUAGAUAAAAUAACAGAUAAAGAAUCUGGAGAAAGGCUUUCUAAAAUGGUAGAGGAUGCUUGUAUGUUGCUGGCAGAUUACAAUGGCAGAUUGGCGGCAGAAAUAGAUGAUAGGAAGCAACUCACUCGAAUGUUAGCUGAUUUUCUUCGUUGUCAAAAGGAAGCCCUUGCAGAGAAAGAGCAAAAAUUGGAAGAAUACAAACGCAAGUUAGCCAGAGUUUCCCUGGUGCGCAAAGAACUCAGGUCCCGGAUCCAGAGCCUGCCAGACUUGUCCCGAUUGCCCAAUGUCACUGGCAGCCACAUGCACCUGCCCUUUGCGGGAGACCUCUACACUGAAGAUUGAUGACCAGUCUCUACAGGGCCCAGGACUUUGCAAGAGAUGGAGACAGUACUGAGAGCUGUCUGGAGUGGCAAUUUGAACCGAUUCUCUGGCGCUCCUUCUGCUCCUUCCAUCACUACAGUAAGUAAAAGAAUCUCUGGGGGAAUUGGGAAGCUGAACAUGUCAGAUGUGCUUAAGAUGCAGACUGCCCCUGUCCAAGGAAAACCUCAGCAGGUGCAGCACUCGUGGUCCCUCUUCACACAUGCACUCUGAACCAGGAUUUUUCUAUAAGAAAGCUUUGAGAGUCAGCUACAUCUGGGAUAAACCAGUUCACCUUGAUUUGCAGACUUUUAAAAAAAGCGACACUAAAUAGUUGUCACUGGCUGAGCAACUCAUCUGUUACAGUUCUUGAACUGGUUCUGAGAAAUCUUUAGAGAGAAAAAACUCAAAGUUACAAAAUAAUGAGGGAAAUUAGAAGGUCCUUUCUGAAUUUUCCAUUAUACAAACUGACUUUCUAUGAAUAACAUAAAUCUACAAAACUGUUGUGUAUUCUAUUAGGAAAUAGUCCUAAAGAUGUAGUCUUGUUUCAUAGUUGUUGCAAUAUAUCAGAGCAUUUAAAGCAUAGAGCCAGUUCUCUGUUUAGAAAGGGAACAUUGUGUAACUUAAGGAAUUUAUUUAUAACAGAGCCUUUGUUGCCAACUGUAAUUCCAGCCAUCCACACCUGAGUCUGUUCUGAGGUGGAAUAGCACACGGGAAGAUGAACUUUCCCUGUUUGUUUACCCCUUUUCUUUGACUGUAUCUGAUGGAAGUAUAAAAUGUUCUUAAUAAAGUUUUAUGUUCUUUU